CUUCUUUGCACAAAAUCGUUCGCUAGCUACCUUUACUUCUUCUCGAGGCUACCAGCCAGCAGAAUCGAAUUCCUCCCCGUACGUCGCCGUGGCCGUCGCUCCACCGUUGUCAAGAACGGCAAGCUCUCUCCGAGUUGGAUUGGUGUUGCUGCUGACCAGUUUCCUCGGCCCAGCUAGAUGGCAGAAGUAGUACAAGUACACAAGGAUUGGGUUGGGUCAUUCCCCUCCGGGAAAAAGAUAACGGUUGUUUUUGUCAUAGGAGGGCCAGGCAGUGGCAAAGGCACCCAGUGUGCUAAGAUUGUGAGCCAGUUUGGGUUUACCCAUCUGAGUGCUGGGGAUCUUCUUCGCGAAGAAGUUAAGUCUGAUACCGAGCAAGGUGCAACGAUCAAGAAUCUUAUGCACGAAGGAAAGCUUGUGCCUUCUGAGAUCAUCGUCAGGCUACUAUUAAAGGCCAUGCUUGCAAGUGGAAAUGAUAAGUUUCUUAUUGAUGGAUUUCCACGAAAUGAAGAGAACCGCGAAGCAUACGAGAAGAUUAUUAAGAUAGAACCUGAGUUCGCAUUAUUGAUUGACUGCUCAAGGGAGGAGAUGGAGCGGCGCAUUCUACAUCGAAACCAGGGAAGAGAUGAUGACAACAUGGAAACCAUUCGGCGGCGGUUCGAAGUUUUUCAGCAAUCAACUCUGCCUGUUAUUCAGCACUAUGAGAAAAUGGGGAAGCUUCGAAGGGUUGAUGGUGACAGGCAGCCAGACAUGGUGUUUGAAGACGUGAAGGCCAUCUUCGCGCAACUAAACACUCAGGCAAACCAAGGCAGCAACGUGAGCAGAGCACAAACUAAUCCAUUCAAGAGCUGGUUUCUUGACAUAUUCUGCAGUUGCUUCGAUGUGGCAGACAGAAGGAACUGACCAUCUUUUAAAGAGAUGUUUAAUUAGUGUGGUACCCUUCAGUCCUGGAUCAAGAAUUCAAGAUGGAGCAGCAAGCAAGCACAGCAAAAGAAACCGUUAGUGUUGUGAUGUGUUCAUCUGGUGUGUUGUGAGCUCGAUUAAGCUGUGUGAAUUUGACGUGCAAACAUUUCAGCAAAGAUUGUCCCUUCCAGCUUCAGUUUGUACUGAAUUUGAUCGUGUAAACAUUUUAACAAGGAAAUGCAGGCUUUGUUCUUCUUCGA
Molecule: messenger RNA, 1160 nt
Organism: Triticum dicoccoides
Lineage: Eukaryota; Viridiplantae; Streptophyta; Magnoliopsida; Poales; Poaceae
Product: UMP-CMP kinase 1-like
Exons: 10
Coding region: 178-900 (240 amino acids)
Biological process (GO): pyrimidine nucleotide biosynthetic process; 'de novo' pyrimidine nucleobase biosynthetic process
Molecular function (GO): ATP binding
Source: RefSeq, a predicted model, not a curated record